Molecule: messenger RNA, 513 nt
Organism: Clonostachys solani
Lineage: Eukaryota; Fungi; Ascomycota; Sordariomycetes; Hypocreales; Bionectriaceae
Source: the annotation of a GenBank genome assembly
AUGAGAAAUACAUACCAGAUGAUACUAAGACCUGGAGAGAAAGCGGUCAUAGACCAGGAUCUCACUAACUGGAUCAAGGUCCAGCCAUACGCGCCACUCAAAGAUGAUACUGAGACUUGUGGUGGGUAUGGCGGAAGAGUCUGUUUCCGCAGCUUUCCUGGUCAAGGAAAGACCAUCAUCACCAAGAGCUCCCUCGCUAUCCAUCUUCUCAGCUUCGCUAUGGGCGGGCACACAUUGCUGGAAAAACCGAACCUCUCUGUCCCUUCUCAGUGGGUAGAGAGUCUCACCCAGCAACUACCCAUCAAAUGGACCAGACUAUCAGGCUCGAUGGUUGCCAAGACAUUGCGUGCCGCCUUGACUUUCGGAGUCCUGGGCAAUGGGUUUCUUCUCUACGUGCUGGUAGCCUCUGCGAAUAUGUCGUUUGUGCUCAACACUGCCUAUAGGAUGGAAGAGGAACAUGAGGUCCACCGCUCUCGUGGCUUCAUUUGGUUGGCCUCUGCAGCCUCGAUUUAA